AUGAUAAUUAUUCAAUUUUUUAUUCUUUUAUUUGUGUUGAUAGAUAUAAAAUAUAUAAUUUCAUUAAAAAUUAAAAGCUACAAAGGGAAGAUUUUUCUGUGUAAUUAUUCUAAUAAAAAUAAAGGGAGAAUAAUAUCUCAUUUUUUUGUUGAAGUAAAAUGUCGUAAAAAUAUACAUUUAUCUAAUCGUUUUAUUAUUGAAAGAUUAAAAAAUAAUUACAAAUUUGCAUCUAAAAAAAAAGGAAGUAAAAACAUAAAAGAUAAAUUACAAUUUUCAAUAAAUAAUGAGAUUCAUAAGAAUAUAAGGAAAAGUGAAAAUGGCAAGAAUACAUAUGAAAAUAGAACAGGAGAUAACAUAAAUAGUUGCAGGGAAAUUAUUGAAGUUAAUAAAAGAAAAGGAGUAGAAAUAAAUAAUUCUAAAGAUAAAGAUGUAGAAAAGAAAUCUUUUUAUGAAAAAGUAAAAAAUAACAAAAAGCAAAAUAAAGAGCAAAUUGAAAAAAAAAUUACAAAAAAAGUAAAUAAAGUAUCAAUAAAUGACAAUCAUAAUUAUUACAAUAAAAAAAAAGGUACUUUUAAUGUUAUAGAUAUACAAAAUACAAAUGUAAAAAGUUUCUUAAUCAAACAAGAUGAAGGAAGAUCUUUAGAAUUGUUAGAUAAUAUUUAUAAAUUUUGGAAAAAUAAAAAUUUCUUAAGUUUUUUUGAAAUUUUAAGUAAUGAGGAUUUUGAUCAUACAUGUAUAGAAAAAUGGUUGCAUAAAUUAUCGAUAAGUUUAAGUAAAAAAUAUUUAAAAAUUAAAAUUUUGGAUGAAUAUAUAUUGAUUAAAGAUGAAUAUUUUAUAAAAGACGAAAAGAAAAUAAAAGAAUUUAAAAUCAAUUACAAUGUCAUAAACAAAUGUUUAAAUAUAUUAAUAAAUAAUUCUGAUAGAUUCUGUUCUUAUGAAAUUACCUCUGUAUUGUGGGCUAUAACUAUUAUCUUAAUAAAAUCAUUCAAAAAUUACAAUAAUUUAGAUUAUGAAAAUUCUUUAAAAUUUAAUGAUAGUAUUUUAACUAUUAUUGAAAAUUUUAAUACAUUUUUUUCUUUAAUAAUUAAACAUCUAAAUCAAGUUAAAGAUUAUUUGUCUAUUGAUGAGGCAUUAUGGGCAGUUUGGAGUAUUUGUAAAUUGCUUUAUUUCAAUAUUCCUUUAAACAAUUAUUUAACAAUGAAUAAAAAAUUAAUUGAUAAAAAUGUUCAAACUGAUAAUAAUAAUAAUAAUAAUAAUAAUAAUAGAAACAUUAAUAAUAAUUUUAUUUCAGGAAAUUCGAUAGGGCACAUUGAAAAUAAGAAAGAUAAUGAAAAAAUGAAUUAUUUCAGAAAUAAAGAAGAUAUAAAAAUAGUGAAUAAAUAUACAACUGAAAAUAAUAAGAAUCUAGAUUAUAAUAGUCAAGUGAAUGAAAUAUAUGAUAUUCAAAAUUAUAUGAAAUAUAAUAACCAUCAAAUACUAUUCAUGAUGAAAAAGUUUAAAUUAAAUAGAGAAACAAUAAUAAACAUUUUAGAUAUUUUUAAUUGUCUGUAUAGUAAAUUAUAUAAAAAUGUAAUUUUUUUAAAAGAGAAAUAUUACAUAUAUAUACCUUUUAUUAUAUUUGAGUCACAAACAUUAAUGUUAAAUAAUAGUACUUUGUUAUUAAAUAAAAUAAUUUAUUUAAUUUUAGAAAAUAAUGUUUUGCUAGAAUUAUUUAAUUUUAAUUAUUUAAAAAGUGUAUAUUCAAAAAAUUCAAAUUUGUAUCAAAAUAACAUAGAUAAAAAUAAUGACAUUUUUAGGAUUAAAACCUUAAGCAAAGUAUAUAAAUUAAUUAAGUGUAUUUCUAAAACAUUUUAUCCUUUAAAAAAUGUAAAUUCCCUUAAGACUGAUUUGCAUAAUAAUUAUCAAAAUUUAAAUACAAAUAUUUUAAUAAAAUUUAUUAAUACAUGCAAUGAUGUGCUUGUUAAAUAUAUAGAUUAUUUUGUUUUUAUUAUCAAUUUUAAGAAUAAAACAAAGGACAAGAGAAGUCUAAAUUUUGAAUAUAAAAAAAGUACUGAUAAUGAAAAUAAUAAAAUAGAUAAUGAAGUAAAAGAAGAUAAAGAAGAGAUUAAUAAUAAGACAAUUGAUAUGAAAGAUAACAAAAUUGAAUUAAAUGAUGAAGUAAAGUUAGAAUAUAAAAAUGAAUUAAUUUUUAUUUAUAAUUGCUUAAAAAGUUCAUUAGUUUCUUUAAUUAAAUUAGAUUUAAAAGAUAAGUAUGUAUACGAAUGGUUAAAUAAAAAUAUACAUAUUUUUCAAUUUAAUAAUCUUAAUGAAUCGAGUAAUUUUUAUGAAUUAAAAAAUAAAUUGAUAGAAAAUAAAAAAUAUACUAUUUUAAAUAACAAAGAAAAAAAUGAUUUAACAAAGUUAGAAAUAAAUAAAAUUCAAGACAGUAAUAUCAAAUUAAAUGAAAAUGAAUCAAAAUUAAUAAAUGUCAGAAAUGAAGGUGAGGGAAAUAUAGUUAGUGAGACGAAUGAUAUUCAUUUAACAUAUGAUAGAAGUAGUAAAUAUAAUAAGAUAAAAGAAGAGGCAAGUGAAAAUUUAAAUACUUUAAGUAAAAAUGAUAUAAGGGAAUAUUUAAAUUUAAAUAAGAACAAUUCCGAUGUAUGUCUUGAUGUUUUAGCUUUAAGUAAAUUUACAAAAUUAUAUAAUAAUGAAACGAAAACAAAGCUAAUAUUAAAUGUUGCACACAGUAUAGAUUAUUCUUUGAAAAUGUUUAAAAUAAUUUAUGAAAAUAAUAAUAUUAUUUAUCCAUCAUAUAUAAAAAUUAAUGAUAUAUAUAUUAUAAAAGAUAAGAAUAUAGAAGAAUUAUAUAAUGAAGAAACAAAAACUUUUUACAAAAAAAAUAAGAAUAUAGAAUUUAGAAAUAUUAUAAUGCCAAAGCAGUUAUCUAUUUUCAUAAAUUAUUUAGGGAGAAAUAUUUAUUUAGUGUGUAAAGAGAAGCUAGAUGAUAUUUUUCUUACAUCCAUUAAAUAUAUAACUACUACAAAAUUUAAUUAUUUUACUUCUAAUGAUAUAAUACAUUUCUUACAAGGUUUAAUAAAUUAUAAUGAAAUGGAUAGUCAUUCGAAAUUAUAUUAUGAAAUUUUAAAUGAGAUGUUCAUAUCAUUAUGUCAUAUUAUUGAAAACAAUUUUUUAUAUUGGAAAUCAUCAAAUAUAUGCCAGUUAAUUUAUAUAUUGACAAAAUUUAAGCAUAUUCAUAGGAAUAUUUUUAAUAAAUUUGAUGAAUAUUUAAAUAAUAUUAAAUUCCCUUAUUAUAUUUAUCAAAAAGCAAAUUGCGUGAACUUUGAAAAUGUUUUACAAACUAAUUAUGAUGAUAAUUUAGCAAUAGAGAAAAAAGGUGGCAAUCUAAAUAUAUCAUCAGAAUCAAAUAAUGAAAAUGAAAAAAUGAAUGAAAAUUUUAAUGAAAAAAUUGAAGAAAUUAAUAAAAUUCAUAAAAAUAAUGAAAAUCCUAGAACUAAUAUUUCAAUAAAUGAGUUUAAGUAUGAUAACUUGGGAUCAGCAAUGUGGGCAUUGAGUUCUCUUAAUAAAAAUGUUAUUAAAAAAAAAUAUUAUUUAAAAUUUUUUUAUUUAUUUUCUGUUUAUUUUUCUCUACAUAUGAAAUUAUAUUUGCAUUAUAAAUUUAGAAAUAAUAAAUACGUGAAUUUUAAUAAAGAAAAUGCAGAAAGAAAAUAUUUGAAUGACUUAAAUUUUUUAAAACAUAAUAUCAAUUACUUUAAGAUUCCAAUAAAUCCUAUGACUGUAAGCAUUUAUGUAAAUACAUUUGCAAGAAAAAUAAAAAAAGGAUUUUACUUCUUAUUUGAAGUUAUUUACAAUAAUACUGAUAUUAUUAACCUUUUUUCCAUAAAAGAACUUUCAUAUGUUAUAUAUUCUCUUUCGCAUAUAAAUAAAAAUUAUUUAAAAGAAAGUAUCAUUGAUGUAAAUGUCCUUAAUAAUUUAUCAGAAGGAAAAGAGAAAUAUUUUGGGGAAUUUUUAAACUCAAAUAUUUCAAUAUGGAUAGAAGAAUUAGAUUACCUGUUUUAUAUUGAGCAUUCUAAGGAUGCACAUGAAAUAAAAAAUAAAAAUAUUGAUGAAAACUCGAAUAUAAAAAUAGAAGAAAUUGAAAAUAAAAUUGAUAAAAAUAUAAAUAAUAAUAGUCAUCAAACACAAAAUUACUAUAAAAAUGAUAGUGAAAUGAUUAUUAAUACUAAUGGUUAUGAUGAAAAAUAUAAAAAUUUUAUAAGAAAAGAUAAAUUUCUAAAAUUUAAACAUGAAAGAAUUAAUUUGUCCAAUGAAUUCCUAAAUAUUUUAAUGGACAGAUUAAUUAAUUCUACGUCAUAUAUCUUAAAUGAGAAAAAAAAUCCACAAGAAAUUUUAUCUAAUAAUGCAUCUUUUAUGAGAAACGAUGAUAAAAAAAAUAAAAUAGAAAUUAUUGAUAUAAUUAAAUUGAUAUAUAGUUUUUUUAUUCUAUUAAAUCAAAAAGUCCAAAUAAAUGAAACAGAAAAUAUAAAUUUUCUUCAAUUAGAAAAUUUAAUUUUUCAAUAUAAUUUAAUUGUUAAAAAAUGUUUACACUCUAUUAAUUAUAUUUACUUUGUAAUUGAUACGUAUGCUUUAAUAAGUAAUAUAUACUUUAUUGAUCACUUUACAAGAAAUAUAAUAAAGGAGUUUGUCCAAAUAUGUAUAAAAAAAAUGGAAGAAGAAAAAAUAUUAGAUUUAGAAAAAAAAAAAAUUAUAUUAAGUAUACAAAAUUUAAAAGUUACUAAUUCUAAAUAA
Plasmodium relictum is the source of this 4785-nucleotide messenger RNA. Its product is annotated as conserved Plasmodium protein, unknown function. The coding region runs from base 1 to 4785 and encodes 1594 amino acids. The transcript is spliced from 3 exons. NCBI's taxonomy places the organism in Eukaryota, Apicomplexa, Aconoidasida, Haemosporida, Plasmodiidae. The record is from RefSeq and is a predicted model, not a curated record.